AUGUCCGAUUAUUUCGGAAAUAAACACAAUUCUUCGCAAAGUAAUAUUGCAGGGCAAACAAAGAAAAGCAGUAAACGAAAGAAACGUCGUAGUUUCCAUGGUAAAUUUGAUAAGGACGUCAUUGGCGUUUCUUUCUUGCAGAUAUGUCGCGCAAAUGACCUGCCACCAGAGAGAAACCUGUCUCGUACCAGCUUUGAUAUGGAUCCUUUUGUUGUUGUGUCAUAUGGCACCACCACUUUUAGAACAACAGUUAUCAGGCAUAACUUGAAUCCUGUUUGGAAUGAAAAGCUCUUCUUUCACAUUAGACACACAGAAACAACAUUCCAUCUCAAAUUUACUAUUUACGAUAGGGAAAAGUUUUCUGGAAAUGGUCGCGUAGCUUGGUGCGAACUGCCUAUACAGGAUAUCAUUAACAAAUCUAGCAGAGAUAUAAGCCUUGCGGAAGCAGUUAGUGAUGAUGACAAUACUAUUGAAAAGGAUAUGGAUUUAUUGACGUUUCCUUUGCAACUGGAUCAACCCAUGAAAUGGAAAGAUAAACAUCCAACUUUAACUAUUCGUGCAAAAUUUAUGCCAUACCAGCAAAUUAGAAAGCUAUUUUGGGCAUCAUUGGCAAAGACGUACGAUAUUGAACAGUCAGGCACCUUAAACCUAUUACAGGUACAAACAAUGCUGGACACAAUAGGUUCAACUAUUAGUGAAGCUACUUUAAAAACCUUUUGGCGAAAACAUGGGAAAGAUCCAAAUGAAGACGAAGAACUGACAUUGAAUCAGCUUGUAGAAUGCUUGGAAGAGUAUAUUAAAGGAGAAGAUAAUGAAAACGAAGAUAACAGUACUCUAUAUUCAGAAAUAGGCGGUAUACGUAUAAAUGCAUCAGAAGAAAAUAAAACAAUAGACACUGGGGCUACUGUAAAUGAUGACGACGAUAUAAAAUGCUGGAAUAACACUGUAAUUGAAGGCUGUGAAAAUAAAGACGAAAAUGAUGAAGAUGACGAUGAUGAUGAAACUACAGAAAUCUCGGAUUCACUAUUAUUUACAGAUGAUGAAGAAGAUGAUAUGCCUCCCGGACUUGAUCCUGAAUUAUUCAAUUACUCUCUAAAUUUACAAACCGAAAAGGUUAUUCGCCUAAAAGAAUGUCCCAUUUGUCAUAAACCAAAUCUCUCCAGAAAGUCGCAAAUGGAUAUCCUUACGCACGUUGCGACUUGUGCUGCUAAUGAUUGGACUACAGUGGAUCGUUUCUUGAUGCAGAACUUUCUAACAGAAGCAUAUGCGCAACGUCGUUGGCUUGGAAAGCUCGUACGUAAAGUAAGCUACGGAAGAUAUUCCUUAGGCAGAGAUAAUGCAAACAUAUUGGUGCAAGAUCGAACAACUGGACAUUUGAUUGAAGAGAAAAUAGCUGCCCAUGUCAGGUUGGGCAUGCGACUUGUAUAUAAAAGAAUGAAGCAUGGUAUUCAAUCCAAAGCAGCUCAACGUUUAUUAACGAAUAUGACAUUGAAGCAGGGACGUCGCUUCGACUCCCCUAGAUCCGCCAAAGAAAUCCCUGCUUUCAUCAAAUUCCAUAACAUUUCAUUGGAUGAUGUUGCACGGCCUUUGUCAAGCUUUAAAACCUUCAAUCAAUUUUUUUACAGAAAGUUAAAACCAGGUUCAAGACCCAUUGAUUCGCCAGACGAUGCGGCCAUCGCUGUCAGCCCUGCCGAUUGUAGAAUGACAGUCUUUGAUAGCAUUACAGAGGCUACAACGCUGUGGAUCAAAGGUAUCGAUUUCAGUAUAAAGAAGCUACUUAGCGACACCAAACUUGCAACAGAAUUUGAAGGCGGUUCUUUGGGCGUAUUUCGUUUAGCCCCACAAGAUUAUCAUCGAUUUCAUUCACCUGUAGACGGAACCAUAACUCAAGUAAAACAUAUAGAAGGACAAUACUAUACGGUCAACCCAAUGGCUAUUCGUACAAGUAUCGAUGUUUUUGGAGAAAACAGUCGAACAGUUAUUUCAAUGGAAUCUAAGGAAUUUGGAAAAGUAAUCAUCGUCUGUGUAGGCGCCAUGCUUGUUGGAUCUAUUAUAUUAACGGCGAAAGUAGGUUGCUUCUUGAAACGGACUGAUGAGCUUGGUUAUUUCGCGUUCGGUGGGUCUACUCUUAUUGUUAUUUUUGAAAAAGGCAAGAUUACUUUCGAUAGUGAUUUAUUAUUCAACUCUAACAGAACCGUAGAAACCCUGGUAAGCAGUACCUGA
This is a messenger RNA of Mycotypha africana, 2223 nucleotides long. RefSeq names its product phosphatidylserine decarboxylase-domain-containing protein. Gene Ontology annotation, biological process: phospholipid biosynthetic process. The record is from RefSeq and is a predicted model, not a curated record. NCBI's taxonomy places the organism in Eukaryota, Fungi, Mucoromycota, Mucoromycetes, Mucorales, Mycotyphaceae. Bases 1 to 2223 code for a protein of 740 amino acids. The transcript is spliced from 5 exons. Gene Ontology annotation, molecular function: phosphatidylserine decarboxylase activity.